GUUCCCGCGACAGUUUCGAGUGCAUAGCCGACCGGAGAGGAACGAAGAACAUCCAACGAUGGAGCCGAAACAGGAUUCGCCCGUCUACGCCAACUACGAGGACAUGCGAAACUCCGGUCCUACGAGCUCUACGGCCUACAUGGUCAACAUGGGCCCCGGUGGACUGGCUCCCGAGGACCCAGUUCGGACUCCCGGACCCACUCAGCAGUACCGCGGCUUCAAGACCUCGGAGAACGAGCCGAAGGGCUUCAUGGAGUGGGUGGUGACCUUCUUCUCUGUGCUGGUCUUCAUCAUCACCUCGCCCAUCGCCAUCUUCAUCUGCUUCAAGGUGGUGGCGGAGUACGAGCGGGCGAUUAUCUUCCGGCUGGGCAGGCUGAGCGGCGGGGCGCGUGGUCCGGGCAUGUUCUUCAUCCUGCCGUGCAUCGAUGAGUACCGCAAGGUGGACCUGCGGACGGUUACCUUCAAUGUGCCGCAGCAGGAGAUGCUGACAAAGGACUCGGUGACGGUCACCGUGGAUGCGGUGGUCUACUAUCGGAUCAGCGAUCCCCUGUACGCAGUGAUUCAGGUGGAGGACUACAGCUUAUCCACCCGCCUGCUGGCCGCCACCACGCUGCGGAACAUCGUCGGCACCCGCAAUCUCUCUGAGCUGCUCACCGAGCGCGAGAUCCUGGCCCACACCAUGCAGUCCACUUUGGAUGAGGCCACCGAGCCCUGGGGCGUCAUGGUGGAGCGCGUGGAGAUCAAGGACGUCUCCCUGCCGGUUUCCAUGCAGCGUGCCAUGGCCGCCGAGGCAGAGGCCGCCCGCGAUGCCCGUGCCAAGGUGAUUGCCGCCGAGGGCGAGAAGAAGUCCGCCACGGCCCUCAAGGAGGCCUCCGAUGUCAUCUCCUCGAGCCCCUCAGCGCUGCAGCUGCGCUACCUGCAGACCCUGAGCAGCAUCUCGGCGGAGAAGAACUCCACGAUCAUCUUCCCCCUGCCCAUGGAGCUGCUGACCCCGUACCUGGCCAAGUACGCCCACUUGAUGGGGCCGCCACCGCAGCCUCCGCAAGAGCAGGAGAAGUCAGACAACCUGCUCUUGAACGCCCAGGCCGCUUGGCCCAAGACAAACCUAUGAUAUAACCGAAACGUAUUGCGCAGAGAUCGCAGAUCUUGAGUAUUUCUCCUUUUUUUCGCAAAGGAAAACGGUAUUAGAAAGUUAUAAAAUAACUGAUAUGGUUUAUAUUUGAUUAUUCUAUUAAAUUCUAAUUGACAUUGCGGAAAA
Molecule: messenger RNA, 1258 nt
Organism: Drosophila subpulchrella
Lineage: Eukaryota; Metazoa; Arthropoda; Insecta; Diptera; Drosophilidae
Gene: Mec2
Product: band 7 protein AGAP004871
Exons: 4
Coding region: 59-1111 (350 amino acids)
Cellular component (GO): plasma membrane
Source: RefSeq, a predicted model, not a curated record